Uranotaenia lowii is the source of this 6728-nucleotide messenger RNA. RefSeq lists its product as uncharacterized. The record is from RefSeq and is a predicted model, not a curated record. The transcript is spliced from 4 exons. Lineage: Eukaryota; Metazoa; Arthropoda; Insecta; Diptera; Culicidae. The coding region runs from base 416 to 5791 and encodes 1791 amino acids. Gene Ontology annotation, molecular function: heme binding; peroxidase activity. Gene Ontology annotation, biological process: response to oxidative stress.
UGCAAACUCUGCAGAGCCAUCAGUCUUGAGCUGCUGCUGUGCUUUGGCGUAGCUCGUGAAUUUAUAAGAAAAAAAAAACAUAUCAGCGCCACGAACUGGGGCGCAAGUGUUUUGAAAACUUUCAUUCAACAAAAGUGCUUUCGUCUUAACGCGUAGGCCAAAGAAAGUGAAAUGUCUGCUCAGCUGAACUUUGCCAACAAAAAACUAUCGUGCUCGUUAAAAGUGAAAAUGUGCUCAACCUACACCAUGGACGUUACCUAAUAAUCGAUAAAUGAAUCGCAGUGUUUGAAUUUAGAAAAAUUAAAUAUUAUCUGACCUAUCCUACAUAAACGUAUUCAGCACCGAUGUGGAGUACGUGGCCAUCGGGCGGCAGAAUCCGCCGCGGAUAUCGCUGAAGCGUACCCCGCUCGAAGGCAUGUGUCCACCGCGGGAGGCUCCGCCCUGUGUUCCGGCCAGCCGACGUUAUCGAACCCACGACGGGACCUGUAACAACCGUCGUCGCCCUCGCUGGGGUUCGGCCCAGAUGCCGUUUCAUCGCUUUCUGGCCCCGGAAUACGCCGACGGAGUCGAAGGGAUCAGACGCUCACUAAACGGCAACAUCCUACCCUCGGCCCGUUUCGUCAGCCUGGUAGUUCACGGAGCCCGACAGGAGGAAGCCCCGGUCACGAUGAUGUUGGCCCUUUGGGGUCAACUGUUAGAUCACGAUUUAACGGCAACGGCGCAGCCGCGAAGCCUAAACGGUUCGACGCCCCGGUGCUGCGGUCAAAAUGACGACGAUCUACAUCCGUCCUGUUUACCGAUCAAGGUGCCGAUCGAUGAUCCGUGGCUUUCACCACUUGGGGUGCGUUGUCUCGAGUUUCUCCGAUCGGCCCCGGCCCAACGGCGAGAUUGUCUACUAUCUUGGCGGGAGCAAACCAACCAAGUUACCUCCUAUAUCGACGCCUCGCCGAUCUACUCGAGCAGUCCCCGUUCCUCGGACAAUGCCCGGAUCUUCCGCGAUGGGCAGCUUCUGUUCGGCCGGGGGCCUCCCAGUGAAGAUGUUUGCUUCCGGGCGGCUUUGGCCAACCAAUGUAUCAGACCGGGGGAUGCCCGCAGCGGAGAACAGCCAGGUUUGAUGAUGCUACACAUGAUAUGGGUUAACGAGCAUAACCAGAUAGCCGCCCGGUUGUCCAACAUCAAUCCCCAUUGGAGUGAUGAAAAGUUAUAUCAAGAAACGCGGCGAAUCGUUGGAGCAAUGUUUCAGCACAUCACUUAUCGGGAAUUUUUGCCCGUCAUUUUGGGAAAAGAAGUGAGUCGUUUGUUCGACUUGGAGCUAACCAAUAGCGGCUUCUACACCGGUUAUGAUCCGGAGAUAAAUCCCACCAUCUCUAACGAAUUUGCCGCUGCCGCUUUCCGUUUCGGUCAUUCGCUAAUUCAAGGUUCGUACCUGCGAGCGGACUCGUUCCACAGAUUUAUUCCGAACAAUGUCACUCUUCAUGACGAAUCGGCGGACGGUGAUCUUGGUGGACCGGGAUCUUUGCAUCGGCUGAUACGUGGAAUGGUAAAUCAACGGGCUCUGAAGCGUGACGAAUUCAUAACACCGGAAUUGACCAACCAUCUGUUUCAAACCAAGAAUUUUCCCUUCGGUUUGGAUUUGGCUGCGAUCAAUAUACAACGGGGCAGGGAUCAUGGCAUUCAGCCUUACGUAAACUGGAGAGUACCUUGUGGACUCACUCCUAUUCGUGAUUUUGACGACUUAGAACGGGUUAUGGGGCCAGCUUCGGCUCUGAGACUUCGCAAAGCCUAUCGUUCGGUUGAUGAUAUUGAUCUUUUUGUGGGUGGCUUGGCUGAACGGCCUGUCGUAGGAGGUGUUGUAGGUCCAACCUUUUCCUGCAUCAUUGCUCAACAAUUUAGUAAUCUCCGGAAGGGAGAUCGAUUCUGGUACGAAAAUCCCGGUUUCGAGUCAUCAUUCACUCCGGCUCAGUUAGAAUCGAUUCGACAGGUCGCCUUCUCACAAGUUUUGUGUCGCUCGUUAGGAGGAGGAACGAUGCAACCACACGUUUUCCUACCAACUGACAGAGGACAAAACGAUAGAAUACCUUGUGACUCUAAACUUAUGUCUCCAAUCGACCUAGAACCAUGGACUGAACUAGACCCCUCAGUACCGAACAACUUUAUCAACCAAGACGCUAUUCCCUUCUCAACGACUUCAACUGCCAGGACACCGGUGGCUAAUCCAAACGUUAUCAAUAAGGUUGACUUCAUACCGAACGCAAACACCGGAGUUCAAAUACCACCCAACGGACAAAUUGUAUUGAAUACUCCUCAAACUGCAACAACCAUCAAUAAUAAACUAGACAUUAACAACCCGGUGACAUCUCGACCACAAUCUUUUAAUGGACAGAGACCAGUCAAUCAAAAUCGACCACAAUCUUCUAGACCAAUAGUACAGAAUCAACAACCACAGUCGAACGUACUGAGACCAAACCAAGGUCAAAAUAACCAACAACAACCACAAGUGAACGCACAAAGACCAAACCAGGUUCAGAGCAAUCAACAACCAGCAUCACCGGUCAUCAACAAUAAACUAGACUUCUCGGAAACAACACAAAAACCUCAACGCAAACCGACCAGAAAGACUAAACCGAAAAUACCCGACGGUAACCUGAGCAUAAGAGAAGACAACAGUGGGAACAGUAACCUUAACGACAAUACCAUUGACAACACGCAAAAUAAUAUUAAUGACAACAUCAGGUUAGAAGGAAAUGUUAUCAAUCUUGAAAAACCUAUCGAAAACAACAACAACGUACCCAACAACAAUGGACAGAACAACCGGCCCAACGUCGUUAACAAUACCGUGAACAACAACGCCAAUACGUUGAACAAUAGACCAAACGUUAUCGAUGGACCCAACAAUCAACAAAACAGUAACGUUAACAGACCGAAUACGAUCAGCGGACAAAACAAUAAUAACGGACCGAACAACAAUAGACCUAACAAUAACGGACCCAACAACAAUAGACCUAAUAACAGACCCGGGAACAACCAACCUACCAAUAGACCCAACAAUAAUGGACCUAACAAUAGUCGACCCAACAAUAAUGCAAAUAACAAUGGACAGAACAAUGCCAACAAUAGACCGAACAAUAACGUAAACAAUAACAAUGUGCAGAGCAACAACAACGGACCUAACAAAAGACCGAACAAUGAUGGGGACAAUCAAAACAACAACAACCGACCGAACAAUAACGCCAACAUUAGACCGAACGCCAACGUCAACAAUGGAUUAAACAACGGCAACAGUGUAGUGAAUGACAACAGACCGAAUAGUAACGCUAACAAUAGACCGAACGCCAACGUCAACAAUGCAGUUGUGAACAAUAACAACAAUAGACCGAACAAUAACGUCAACAAUAACGUCAACAAUAGACCGAACGCUAACGUCAACAAUGGAGAAAACAAUAACGCUAACAACAGACCAACUGUACAGAAUGACAGACCCACGAAUAAUAACAAACCGAACAAUAGCGGGAACAACAACGGUAACAAGCGACCGAUCAACAACGGACAGAACAACGUUAACAACAAUAACAGACCGAAUUCGAACAACAAUGUGGUUAACAAUGACAACUUCAAUAGACUCAAUAACAGCUGGAUUGAUCACAAACCAGACUUCAGUAAUAGUAUAGGCAACAGACCGAACAACAACAACAAUAGACCGAACAACGCUAUCAACAGACCAAACAAUCCGAAUAAUGGACCAAACAAAAAGCGAGUUAACAAUAGACCUAACAACAAUACCAACAACAUAGGUAACAAGAGACCAAUCAAAAAGCGACCAAACAACCCCAACAAUAAACCACCCAGCCAAAACUUAAACCAAUUGAAAACCGUACUGAACGAUGAGAUAAACGACAGCACGGAAAGUGAACAACAAGACAUUUCUGCUGAAUUUGACACCGACAUAGACGAGACCCUGAAUGACAAUUUUAUUGACGGUGACAGCAUUUUAGAACGAACCUUGGACAUAAACUUGACCGAUACCAAAUCCCACACUAUAACGAAACGAGACGUGACAGUUAUCAACCUAUCCAAACUGUUUGCUGCUGACGAUAACGUGACCUUAUCAAGAAAGACUUCGGCAGUGCGACGAGGAUACUACCCGCAAACUACUGACGACUACGAUGACGUGAACAAUUAUGACUACAACAGCGACGGAGACCCACCAGUAUACGUGAAACAAGGCUACGGCUAUGGAACCGAACCACCACCACCACCACCUCUUCCUCCGAAUCCUUAUGAUUACGGAACGACCUUAGAACCACCACUUCCACCUCCUCCAUACUACGGCUACGGCUACGGACUAGACACUCGAAAACCACUCCGAGCUACGACUCCCAAACGUGGACUCUCGAAUAAGAUCAUUAGCAACAACCAAAACUCGAACGGAAGACAAACUACGCCAAGACCGCAAACGCAACGAACGACUACUUCCAAAACUGUUUUUCAACAACCUGGACUACUAGUAAUAAACAACAGUAAACCUAACAACAAGCCUAUUUUUCUUUCCUCUUCCUCUUCUCAACCUUCAGCUUCUCUAUCUGCUUCACCUUCUUCUCCUGUAUUUCUUCUAAGCUCUAGCAAUCCUUCUUCUGCUGCUUCACAAUCUGUUUUCUCAGUCGACCCUCGACCUCAGUUUUCCUCUCGACCUAACGCUCAACCUCCACCUUUCUCUUCAACUACUUUCACUCAGAAAAAAACUCCGCUCAAAAGCGGUCUCAAGGAACUUAGAACUUCUGACGACCUACUUGAUCAACUGACGUUCGAAACCGACGCUGACUAUGAAAGUUUAGUACCUGACUCAAAUCGUUCCGAGGAACAGAACGAACAAGACCAUGACGGAUAUCUCCGACCGGAACAAAACAAAUACGAACCAAUCAAGAAGACUUCCGACAUGGAGACGUAUCGUGACUACUUCGGAUACAAUAAACCAGGAAAAGAAAAGACAUAUGUAAUACACAGUACUAACGCUUCACUUUGGACGGCUGACAAUGACAUUUCCUUCGAACGAUACGCCAACCGACAUCAACAGCCUUUACACCACGACGACGAUGAUUUGGACCAAUUUGUCGGACCGCUAAUUGACAACAGUGACAUGACCGAGACAAAUGUGGACACGACUACAAACCCGAGUACUGGACACUUUGACACUGUAAUUGAAAUUACGGAUAAAGUUGACACGAAAACAGUGGACCAGUUUGACCAUACAAAUGAAUCUUUUGAGCAACUCAAGACUGAAGAGCCUGUCGUAGUUUUAGGGACUGUUGCUACCAAGACGGAAACAAAGACUAAGACAAAUGAGGACAAAACUAUCAGUCUUACCGCUGCCGGACCAAACAUUGAAUUAGACAAAUCAAACGACUAUGACAAUAUUGAACUUGACUUUUACCCUGACGUCCAGGCUCGUAUGCCUGAUCGAAAUUCUAUACAAUCUGUUCUAUCGGACGACGAACCAGACGAAAACAAACUGAACGAAGACCCGACUGAUCACCAUUUGAACCAACCAGAACGCCCUAGCACGAAUCAACUACAGAAACGAAGACGACGACCGACUGGAAACCAGACCAGACGACAGCCAGGAAUCGCGAUGGUGCCGUUCGUCCUCCUGACCAGUAUCGAAAGACCCGACAACUGGUUGAUGUUCAAUGUGGCCAAGUCAAAAAAGCGAAACCCACUUCCGGAGGUGCCACAACUAAAGAGCGACAUAUUCUCGCUGAGUGAACUUCCGAAGCCCAUCGUUGCAGAAGACUGAUACGGUUGACUGACAUACGAAGACGAUACUCGACGGAACUUAACUGCUUAAACGACUUCUAAAAGAACUUGCCGAUGACCUGUACAGAAUACUUCUAUCUUCAAGACAGACCCUUUUUCGAUAGUAUCUAUCUGGAUUCCAGAGCAACAAGACAUUUUAAACGAGCACAUUUUUAUCUGACAUACGAAGAAGAUACGCGACGGAACUUUAACUGCUUAAACGACUUCUAAAAGAACUUGCCUAUGACAAGAAAUUAUAAACGAGGUACCAACACCACCACUAUUGACUGACAUACGACGACGAUACUCUACAGAACUUUAACUGCUUAAACGACUUCUAAAAGAACUUGGCUAUGACCUCGAUAGUAUCUUUCUGAAUUCCGGAGCAACAAGAAAUUUUAAACGAGCUAUCAGCACCACUACGAUUGACUGACAUGCGAACACAAUACUCGACGGAACGACUUCCGAACGAACUCGCCUCUGACCUGAACAACUUUCUUCUAGCUUCAACAACCUCUUAAACUUUCUGUUUCUUUCUUCCUUUUUCCAUCUUCUAGAAUCUGAUAAUUUUAUUUCUCUCGUCUUUCCUCUGUCUUAUAACGAAAACUUCUUCUAUUCUUAGAAAUACUUUGACUUUUUACUCCUCUAUGACUUGAAAGAAUCACGUGACGCGACUAAUUUGUACUAAACCUACUUUUAUGUGAUCAAUGAAUGGUAGAAAAAAUUUACGCCCCCUUAUGAUAUACGUCAACCGGAUAUACGUCCAAAGGUUCAGCCAUUGUUGUCGUUGUUCUUGCUGUUGUUGAACAUGAAUUAUAGGUGAUCGAUCACGUUAGCACUUUUAUAACAGAAAACUUACUCCUUGUUAUCGAUUAUUUAUUUAUUUAUUCUAGAUAUUUAUUCAAUACAAUUAUCAACAUUUUUUUUUACUACGAAAA